AUGGGGAAAUUCUCACCCUCUCGCCCUCGGUUCCUCGCCGCCGCAAUCGCUGUCGUCGCUCUCUGCUUGAUCUUCCGCGUAUCAACGGCGGAUCUCGAAGAACCCGGCACGCUCCGGCUGCCUUCCCAGAGGCUGUGCGGCAAAACGACGCCUUCGUCGUGUCCCGCGAAGUGCUUCCGCGCCGACCCGGUGUGCGGCGCCGACGGCGUGACCUACUGGUGCGGUUGCGCUGAGGCGGCGUGCGGCGGCGUGGAGGUUGCGAAAUUGGGGUUCUGUGAAGUGGGGAAUGGAGGAUCGGCACCGAUUCCUGGACAGGCUCUGCUUUUGGUGCACAUUGUGUGGCUCAUCGUGUUGGGGUUCUCCGUCUUGUUCGGUCUUUUUUAG
This is a messenger RNA of Sphenostylis stenocarpa, 384 nucleotides long. The record is from the annotation of a GenBank genome assembly. NCBI's taxonomy places the organism in Eukaryota, Viridiplantae, Streptophyta, Magnoliopsida, Fabales, Fabaceae.